CCGUCGGGCCACCGCGGGCCCUGCCGCCGCUCCCCGUCGCCGCACCGCAGCCGGAGGUUGCCAUCGCCGCCGGGAGGAGCGGGGCUCGGCGGGCCUCGGGGCCGCCGCGGCAGCGAGCACGGAGACGGCGGCAGCAGCCGGGUAAAUACUGCCGUACACCGAGGGGCUCGGUGCGGGCCCUGCCCCCUCCCCUGGCGGCUGUCAGAGCCCCAGACGCGGCGUGGCCAGGUCCUUGCAAAAUUACACCGGUACCGGGCUCUCCCUGUGCGGAGGGAGAGCGGCAGUUUCCCCCCUAUUCCUUAGAGAGCCUAAUGGGGAAAAAAAUUAUUGAUUUCCAUUUUAAGUGAUGUUUUCUCACUCGUUUCCAUUGCAUUUUUAUUUGUCUUACUGGCUAGAGCCAUUUUAGAGAAGAUUUGAAGAUGAUGCUGUCUUUUCACUAAGUCAGAGGAUGUAAUUUUCCUCCAUUCAACACAUUGGGUUGUGUUACUACAUAAAUAUCGUUUAACUUAUGGGAAUAUAACUUUUUAGAUAGCAUAAAUUGAACGAGUACUUUGUCUGAAUUCUUUCUGCUGUCACGGCGGGUGUACAAAGAGGACUGUUACUGAUUUAUAUCUUUGAGAGGUAUUCUUUGGUAGGCACUGCCUUGUAGUUGAGGCUGUGCACAGGGUGUUCCAAUCUUCUCACUUUGUCUUGGCAAAGUCUGAUUUGGGCAUGAGAAGCUCUGUUUUGGUAUCUGUGCUGGAUGGCAUCUUGGAUGCAGACACCUUCGUAAUAAAUCAAAGUGUGAGUGUGUGAAGACUUUUUUUUUGUGUGUGUGUGAGUGGGAUUCGCUCACUUAGGUUUUAUCUUCUUGCUCCUUGGUGCAGUGAUUGUUUUGUCUGGUGACUUUGAGCUGUGGAGUUCAUUGUGUGUUUGAACUACUAUGAAAGAAGAGAUUUUCAUAGUGGGGUAUUCCAGGCAGUGGUUGCAUGGUCACUCAAUCCAGCACAUAUACAGUUGCUAAAAACUGUAUAGUUGCCUUUCCCUCUUGCUCUGCAGUAUAUUCUGCCCUCUCCUGUGUGCUCAGGCGUGGAUUUGUGAACUGCAGGGUGGGCUGAUGUGAGGAAACGAUGUAACUGAAAGUCAGUCCCACAAAAGUGUGUUAUCUGCUGCUGGUUCAUUGCUUGGUGGAACUCCCAAGAGAGAAUGGGGAUUGCCCUUUCUUGUGGUGAUAUAGGUUCUUACCGGAUUUCUUUGGAGCUGCAGCCGUAGAAGAGGUCAUGAGUGAUUGUAGUGACAUUAAAAUUCAGGUAUUGGUGUUAUUUCUUAUUGCAAGGUGAGUUGCCUUGGAGAUGCAGGAAGAUAAUGUCUUGGACAGUUAAGCCAAGCCAGGCUAAGAAACUUGCCUCUGGCCAUUUGUUUUCACGUGGUAUUUCACCCUUAUCUCCAUCCUCUUUAGUUGCCUGUAUGGUACCCUUGCAAAUUGCAUUACUAGUAACAUCCACGAUGAAAAUAAAUAGUUUUUAAAAAGGAAAUGUUUUUCUAUUGGAUUCAUGUCAGUUUGUGUUUUAACUUGAUGGACAGUUGCAUGUUCACAACUGAUGGGUGGCAACCUGGGAUACAGGACAGAACUUUCUUAAACUGACUUUACCAUCACUCAGUUACACAUUUCACUGUAUCCACGGUGGGCUGUGAACCUGUGCUGGCUGUAAGAAAACUUUCAAUGCUGACUGUAUUGAUGGUUCAGACUUGGUGAAAUUUUAUCUAGGAGUUUUGAGUAGGAGCCUCUAGUUCCUCUUUGAUGGGGGGGGAAGGCCACCAAAAACAUCCACUUUACACAAACAUUAUUUUUAACAAAUGUCGCGCUUCUAGUGUUACUUUACAUCCUCCUGGCUCAAGUUAAAUCAGUCAUCUCAGCAAAUUGUUACAGAAUAAUGUUUUUUUUCUUGCCUGUUAUAACUUCAGAGGAUUGAAAAAAUAUUUAUCCUAUAUUUAAUUAGGUGUUAGCUAAUGCUGUACUGAUGAGCCAAAUGGAUUUUUUGUUUAUUUACAGGAUUACUGCAUUUAAGGAAAGCCCUUCUGUAGGAAGCAAUUGUCACAAUAAGAGAUCUUGAGACAAUUAAAUAGAGUUCUUCAACCUAUAUUGUGCUGACUCUUGCGUUUGCUAAAGCCCAGUGUUUGCUUUAGCUUCUUUGCUUUCUUGUAAGAAAAUUGGCUGAGAUUAGAGGACUGGAGCAUGUGGGGUCAACAGAGGAUGGAGAAAUGACAAGCAGAGGCGCUCACCGAGUCUCCGCUCGGAGUCUUCCCUGGAACACAGUUUGCGGAUUACUGUUGGUAAUGACCGGUAUUGCAUUGGCACGCCGGAGCGAAGGAGGCUGCCUGAUAGACUGGGCUCGCCAGUUGAUAACCUGAGUGACAGGGAUGAUAUGGCUGAUGGCCCAAUAUUCACUAGAGGCCUCACAUGUCCUCGCGGCCUUGAGAGAUACCCAGCACAUGAAGAUCAGCCUUCAAGUCCCUUCAUUCCAAGGCAUGAUGAAGACUACCGCAACCGAGAUGUUUUCCUCCACCGUUCAGAUUACAGUCCACACUAUGGCCGUCGGGAAGAGCUGCCUCGUGGAUCUGACAGAGAUGGUGACAAACUGAGGAGAUCCCCCUACCCACUGAGGGCAGAGGAGAGGGGACGAGAAAUAAAGCGUCCACGGUACGAAAAGGAUGAGAAGAUGCAUGGUGUGAGUGGAGAGCAUCAGGGUUUCUCAUCAGGAACACGAAACUACCGCAGGCGAAGCCGCAGCCGUAGUAGAAGCCUGAGCCCGUCGUACCUGAAUGAAGAAUUCCGAGAGCUUGACCGUGCAAGGAGGAAAAGAGAAGAAGAAGAGCGCAGUAGAAACUUGAAUCAUGCUGUUUCAGGCACUGGCUAUACGAUCCCUGGCUUGACUAGCACAUUACAGACUUCUGAGCCUCGGUAUACAUACAGGCCUGAAGAAAUCCCACCCAUGCCCAAAAAAUCUAUUUUGAAGAAACGAGUAGAGAUGGAAGUAGAUUCUGCUGUUCAGCCCGAGGGCUUUUCAAGCAGUCCAGCCCCCAGCAAGGAUCUUCCUCUUCUUUCUAGUCAGUCUUCUUUGCCCCAGAUCAGCAACAUAGUUCCUUUUGCUUCUGAAGUGGAAAACUUUCUCAAACGGUUUAACAAAGGCUCUCUUGUGGAGUCUUCAAACAAGGAGUUGUGUGAAGGUUUGUGUGAGUGGAACCCCUCCUCUGGGCCUCCUAAAGACACUUUGAUGUUUGAAGAGAAGUUUGGAAGCUUCUUAAGUCACAAAGAAAAUGUAGAACCCAAGUCAGAGCCCACUGAUCGCCAUACUGACUUCCUGCUGCCUCAUGAGAGGGCCAGUCAGGAUGGCAGUGGUUUCUCCCGAAUUCUGGGCAUGAUGGCUGAUUCUGUCAGUGCUCAGGAGAAGAGGAGGCGUAGCUUUCCUGACAUUGAGGACGAAGAGAAAUUUCUUUAUGGUGAUGAAGAUGAAGAGACCAAAAUUGAAUCUCUUCCCAUAGAGAAGCCCCCAGUUAGUUGUGGCAAUGAGAUAAUAAUACAGAAAACGAGCCCACCUCCUUCUCCUGCUCCAGCUGUCAAGAUGGAUCCUUUAGAAGAGCCAAAUGCAGAGUAUGCAAAGAUCCAUGACUUACUCAAAACCAUUGGACUUGACAUUGGUGUUGCUGAAAUUGGAAAACUGGCUGUUCGUACCCAGGAACGCCUUCAUGGCAAAAAGCUGGCAUCUCGUUCUCCGGAUCGUCGCUCUUCAAACACUUGCAGGCUGGAUGCUUGGGAGCUACGCCGCAGCCGCAGUGACACUCGUUCUCCUGAGUCGGGCCAGCAGCGCUCAGCGUCGCCUCCAGGCUCUUUCCAGCAGCCUAAAGAUGCGUCCUCUCUUCAGAAAUCAGACUAUAUGAAGAACAAGCCAGUGGGACAGGAGAUACCUGCACAUGCACCAGAACAGCCUCUUCCUUCUGUCUCUCUCAUUCCUUCAAUUCCACCAACUCCUGCUAGUUUGCCACCUACACCUACUUCUGUUUCCCAAUACCAGAUUCCUAGCUAUUCCCAUUACACUGCUGCUCAAAUGCCCCAAAACUAUCCCACUCCCACAAUGGCACCUCCAGGAUAUGAUGCAUAUGGGCACUAUAUGGCAUAUGCAGCCCCUGGCUGGCCUAUGUACCCCACUGCCCAACAGCCUAAUCCUACGCUACCAGAAGCUCAUGGUCUUCUUACUAUGGCCAUGUCAGCGAACCCCACACGUCCCAAUCUCCGGGUGAUUGAGACAGUCUCUCUGGGAAAGGAUGUCCCUGAUGUAAAAAGAGAUGGUUCUGUGCUUGUUCAAGUCCCUACCACUCCUUCUCAUUCCAAAGCACCCCUUCGUCUGUCGUCACACCCUCUCAAAAAUACCACAGAAAGGAUGUCGGAUGAAAAAAAUCGGGCAGCUCAAAAGCAGAAGGUGAUAGAAGAGAGACAAAAACUGAAGAGUGAUCGAGAAGCACGGCAGAAGAAGCUUUACUAUCUCAAGACUGAAUUGGACAGGCUUCGUAAACAGCAAGGUGAGAUGUUGAGGAAAAAACGUCGUGAGAAGGACGGACACAAAGACCCCUUGUUGGUUGAGGUGAACAGACUACAAGAGAAUAUUAUGAAGGAGAUUGCAGAGCUGCAUAAAGAAUCUGAUGCAGCUGACAAGAAGCAAUCUGAGCUUGACAAAGUAGCACAAAUCCUGGGGAUUAACAUAUUUGAAAAAGCCCGGAAACCAUCUGUGGAAACUAAAGAUUCUUCGGAAAAGAACAGCAAGUCAGAAAAUGCAAAAGGUGUAGAGAAAACAUCUUCCUCCAGCAAGGAAACAAAAACUACAAAUGAAAAAUCAAGAGGUAGAAGCCCGAAGCCAGCAGAAUCCUCUUCACAGUCCUCCAAACAUCCUUUCCAGUUGGCCAAUAUUUAUGAAUAUUAUGAUGCAGGGAACCACUGGUGCAAAGACUGCAAUACCAUCUGCGGGACCAUGUUUGACUUUUUCACACACAUGCAUAAUAAGAAACACAGACAGACCCUGGAUCCUUACAACAGACCUUGGGCUGCAAAGACCCAGAGCGAGACCAAACAAGAGUCCAUAAAACGCAUUGAUAAGAUAACAGUUCCUGCCAAAGGCUCUGAGUUUCUGAUUCCCAUUACUGGACAUUAUUGCCAGCUCUGUCAUGAAUUUUUUGGAGAUCAGAUCUCAGCAGAGCAGCAUGUGAAAAGUCAUCCCCACAAUGAGAAGUAUAAGAAAUACAUAGAUGAAAACCCACUCUAUGAAGAGAGGAGAAAUCUAGACCGUCAGGCUGGAUUGGCUGUUGUUCUGGAAACAGAGCGCAGGCGGCAAAACGAGCUGAAACGGAAACUGGUUGAGAAACAGAAGGAAGAGAAGGAUGAGAAAACCCCAAAAAUUAUAAAGAAGGAGGAAGUAAAGAGCAUCCCUGAGUCUGGAGAAGGGAAUAAUGAAACUCAAGGCAAAACAGAUGCUUCUGGGCGAAAAAUAGGUAUCACGGUCAAGCUAAAGAAGGAAGAUAAGAAAGAGGAGAAGAAAGAAGAAAAGAAAGAGGAAUCUAAAAAGGAAUCUCCAACCCAGACCUCCUUUGGGAAAUUCAGCUGGAAAAAGACUGAGAGAGAGGAUAAAACACCAGGAGCUAUUGCAAAAGAAGAGAAUACAGAAGGAAACAAAGAGGAGAACAAGUGUCAGUCUGUGAAAUCCCAUAUCAAGCCCAUUGAAAUCAAGUUGUCUGGGAAAACUGUUAUUCCACACACUAGCCCAUGGAUACCAGUUAAUUCCACACCGACACCAACAAAAAUUCUCCCCAAUCUACCAGUCCCCACCAUGAUUUUCAGGAAGUCUAGUACUGCAACAGUUAGUAAACCACCACCUUUGAACACCUUUUUAUCCAUAAAAUCCUCUGGAACUACCACCAAACCACUGCCAGUAGUAAAAGAAACAAAUGCAGAUCUUCUACUGCCUCCAGAAAUCAUAUCAAGAGCUUUUGGAGGAGAAGAAGUAAUUUUAAAAGGCUCAGAGGAGGAUUUGAAAGCAGCAGAGAAAAAUGAGUCUUCUCUGACAGCAGAUAGACUACCUCCACCUCAUCCUCCACCAGCAGUCCAGCCGGCAGCUCUCGUCCCUGCAGAUGAAGUAGCUCCAGGUGUGUCUGAAAGUGAACAGACAAUGUUGGCAAUGCCUGUGAGACCACCACCACCUUCAACUGCUUUCAGUGAACAAGCAAAAAAGAUAGAGAAACGAAAUUCUUGCUUGGCCACAGCCAAUGCUAAAGAUCUCUAUGAUAUUUUCUACAGUAGUGGUGGAAAGGGUUCAGCUGACAGCAGGCUUGCAAAUUCUGUGCUUUCAAAUGGAGAAAACCCUAACAUAACAAAACCUGCAGAUUUAUCUGCAAAUCAUAGAACAAAUAGUAGUUCAUCCUCAUUGAAAGAGGAUUCUGAGAAUGUGGAUUCUUCACAGUGUAAUAAUCAAGUGACAGGGAGUUUGGUUCCCGUUGAAAAUCAGGCUGACAUGAACAAGAAAUCACUUCAGCCUCACCUAUCAGAAAUGUUAGUCAUAGAAUUAGCAGAAAAAAAACCUGUUUCUGGUAUCCAGAUGUCUGCAGAAAUUGGACUUGUUGAUACAGGAGGUGGAGAGCAGGCAGGCAGUCUGGAAUAUUGUGCUCUACAGAAAACUGAGAUCCAAGAGAAGAUUGGACAGGAAGAUGGAAAUAGAACUCCAGUUACAAACACAAAUGUUCUUAGCACCUUGGAGACAGGGAUAAAAGACUGGGAAAUAAAAGCAGUAAAGCCUAAACAUAGCCUACACCCAAACACCUUGUCACCUGAGAUGCAGAACAAAAUUCAAAGUUUGGGAAAUUCCCAUUUCAUAGAGGAAAAGUUAAAUGAUAACUGUAAAACUCACUCAGAAACUGAUAGUCCAGACUUGCUCUGGGGCACUUCCAGAACUAGUAAUGGAAAAGAACAGAGAGUCACAACUGAUUCUUAUUCUGAAGGUGGUUGGGAUCUAUCAAAUACUCCAAAUCCAGAAAUAAAAUCUGGUUCUAAUGAGGUUAAUGCUUCAGAAUUGACAGAGGGACAGACAGAAACGAAAAAUACGCUAUUAGAAGCUCAAGAAAAAGUUCAAUUUAAACCUUCAGGCCAUACCAUGUUAGAUAACCAAACCCAGAAGCAGGGAGUUGAACGGUUAGUCAGUACCUGCUCGAACAUUGCUGAACUCAGAUCUGGUCUAGAAUUAGUAGCUGAAAAUGAAAAAAAGUCAUUAGGACACACUGGAUCUGAUGCAAGAGCAUCAGAUAAUCUUCUUUUCAAUAGACCAUUAGAGGAUGUGAAACACAUGAAAACUCCCUCCCAGAAAGCAGACCUUGAGGUGACAAGCACUGAUUUCAAUUUGGGAGGCAAUAAGGUAAAACAUGAAUGUUUCAGCAUCCUUUCAGAAGGACUUUUAAAGGAAAGUACAGAAGAAGUCACAAAACCAGAAACUAUUGCUUCCAUUAGGCUGGAGUCCAGUAAACUUAAAAAACUGGGCAUUGAAAGAACAGUGAAUGAAACAGAGAUUACUGAUUUUACUACAUUGACUUCUGAUAGUUGUGAAGAUAAAAUUUGCACACAAAUUUCUCAGAAACCUAUGCUGCAGCCUGGAUCACAGACCUCAAGUAGUGACACUACAGAAGUGGUCAUGCCGGUUCUAGAAAUGCAGGGCAUUUCUCCCACGUCUGAGAUACUUGUGGCAGUGAAGGAGACCAAAGGUGGCACUGUUGAAAUGCUGUCACUGAGUUGUGACAGAGGCAGCACAGAAAGUCAGGCAUCUGUCUGCGUGGAAACUUUAAUGCCUGGGCUCAAAGAAACACAUGGGAAGGUGGGUGGCUCAGGAGGCAAGGGAAUGUGCACCAUCUGGAGCAAGAAGACUGAGCAAACAGAAGCUCCUGACAGUAGUUUGGAAGCUACAAUGAAUUCAGGAAUUGCUAAAAGCAUAGCAGAAAGCCCAGUGGGUUGAAAUAAACCCAGCUAGUCCCAAUAUUUGAGGAGCCAGAGCUGGGAUUAUGUAUAUGGUUUUUGUUUGUUUUUCUUUUUGCUCCAACUGAGAGUUUUGGGUGUAUUUUGCAUUCUGUGGUAGGACUUCACUAAAGUGAAAUGUAAGUCAUCAGAAGGCAGCCACAUACUUUAUUCUGUACGUAAUUAAUUGUGUAAAAUGCUUUUUCAUGUGAUUUUUUUUUGCCAGUUUCUUUUCUACACUCUGCUAUUAAAAUGGACUCUCAUAGACAAUGCGUACGUCUUCUUUAUUUUGGGGGCUUUUAUUCUUUGACCAUUCCUGGGUGAUUUCCAGCUCACCCAGUUUGUGUCAGUAGCACCGUGAGUAGCCCAGCUGGUGAGACAAGCACAAGAACAGCAAUUUAGAACUGAGGAAAUGGAGACUUGCAGAAGACCUAAACUGAUCAUUUCUUUGAACUGUAAUGCAUGGGUUUGUUUACUUUUUUUGUUUGAAAUGCAAGAAUGUGUUUAGAGUUAAUUUUGUCUGUUUAUCUGUCUCUGUGAUUUGUAAUUACUGUUGUAUUACAUCUGUACUUAAGGUGUUUCACUGUAUUGUAUAAGCACAUGUAUGGAUGCCACAUCACUAAGCAAGGGGAGAAAAUCUGUCCUGACUGGCUUUUGGAGAAGAAAACUAUUCGGUAAGGCUCUGUGGCCUGACAACUGGACCAGACAUAUUGAGGUCACUUACAUGAUUUGAAAUGGGCUUUCUUUCAUUUUAUUGUGAUCCAGUAACUAUUUGUGUUAAAUCAUUUAGCAGCUGACCAGCUCUGAAGAAGUAGAAGAUCAGAACCCUGGUGUCAGGAAUUGGACUCGCUUCAUGUGAUACAGACACAUGCAUGCCUGCCCUGAAUGGUCCUUGAGAUAUUGAAUGUUAUGGUUCUCAUUUGUAUAGCUUGUUAAAGACUAAAGUAUUAAAUGUGUUUCCUUGGAUAAAUAUAACAUUUUUAUUUGUAAAUUGUUUUAAAAAAUAAACAUGGAGGUCAACAAAGCUUUCUUUUUGGUUUUCUUUUUUCCUUAACUCAGUAAAAGUGUUGUUGUUUUUUUUUUUUUAAAUUAGUUUCUGACUCUUGUAGUAGUUGAUAAAAUUGAGAAACUGUAGAGGAUGAAGAUACUCAACAGUUAGCCUGCUCAAUAAAAAACAGUUUAUUCCCAGCUGAAGUCAAUGGAAGAACUACUGUCAACAUCAUCAAUGGAAGUUUGUUUGAAGUCCUGAACCCUGUGUAAAACCAGAGCUGGGGCAUCAGGGGGGGACUCCAUCAGAGCUUGAAUUUCUGUAAUCAGCACAUGGACCUCUGGAGAAGGCAAAAUCAUCGUUUGUCUCAUUUUCCAUGACUGUGUGAGGAAGGUACGAAAUGUUUCUCAGAGUUUUAUGAUGUUUCCAUAUAAGAAAUGUAAGAACUGUCUGAGCUGAAUUUGGAAAUCUAGUAUAAAUGGUCAAGUCAACAAUAAAAAGGUAAUUAAGAAAGGAAGAGAGUUUUGAGAAAAUCUCUUUGAGCUGGUUUUAUGAUGUCAAGCAGUAACUGCAUUGAAUAUAGGAAAUCUUUGUUAGCAUUGUUGCCCUACUUCCAUCAGAUGGCUGAUUGACUGUCAAAACCAAAGCAAGCCAGGUUUGACAUGCUUUGAUAUUUUAAAAUGGAGUUGGGGCAUGAGUAGAGAUUGCUUAAAUCCUGAUUUAUAAAAAAAUCCUUUGUAGUUGCUUCUUGGUUUUCAUCUGUAUUUUUUUCUCAUAUACCUGAGUUUGUUUGUUUACAUUUGACAGAUAAGUUUUUUCCCAUGUUUUCUUUCCAGUUUUUUCAGUAAAGUUCUUCUUGUAAAUCCACAUAGGAGAAGGGGAAUUAAUUUUCUUACCUGCCUUGUAUUGAGAGAUAUAAGUGCAGGGAAGGGAAUUAGUAAAUAUUAAAUUAUUAAAUAUUAAUUUUUCUAGAGUUCUGCACUUUAGAUGGUGCUGUUUUGAAAUACACACAUGAUUUCUGGUUAGUUUCCUUCUGUAGAUUGGUUUUCAUGAAGGUCUCAGUGCAUAGAGUGGCAAACAUUAAUCUGGACAGUGUUCUUCAGACAAGCUUAUUCAAUGCUGUGUUACCUGUGUGGAACUUAAUUUUAAAAAUUAACUUUAUUUUUGGGGAAAGGACAAUAUAAUUCUGUUAUCCUUGUUCUGUACUUUACAUUUGCUUCUACAAGUAGCAGUCGUGGUCAGUGCUGAAGGUGGCUGGCCAUGAAUGGAGAGGGGCUAGCACUAAGAGCAAGCAAGAACUUUGCAAAGGAGAAACUGGAAGUUGUUACCCCAUAUAUGUCUAAAGCUUUCCAGAAUCUGAACUUUCCUGUGGUCUAAAUUAAAUACUACUUCUCUUCAUGCCCUUUAGUCUAUCCCUGAGAGGAGGUAGAGCUCUUUACUCCUGGAAGGAAGAUUAACUUGGUUUCUUUUGGGAAAGAAGUAAACGGUAAUCCUUGAACCUCUGGAAUGGACAAGAAUAUAAUGGGUGAUGUCUGCCAAUCUGGGCAGAUCGGCAGACAAGAGGCAUUAACACUGUAAUUUCAUGAAAUGGCAUGUAUUUUUAUUUAUGUAUUUUUUCUUUCUUUUUUUUUUUUUUUUUCCUGUUUGUUUGGUUUUGGUUUGUUGUUUUUUUUUUUUUUUUCCCUGUGGUUUCCAGAGGCUUGCAGUAAAUGAUUUAUCCACUGUACUCAUCCCCUGUGCUGGCAGAGCUGUAGCAUAGUGCACUGACUGGGAAGCCUAAUUUCAAGGCUGGCCUUCGACUCUUCAAGAUCCUCAGGAGGAGGGGUGAGUUAAUGGGGAUUUAUUUGUCUGUUGGAAUGGUGCAAUACCUUACCUCUCCUUCCUGAUAUACUUCUCUAAAAUCUGCAGAAAGCACAAGAAGCUGCCUUUUCCUGGUUUUCAGAAAGCUUCUGAUAGGAAGGAAACAAAUAUAGUUUGAAUGUUUCUAUUUUUACACUACUUCAAACCAGGCACAAAUACCUAGUAAAUCUAAAGAACAGUGGAUUAACUCUUAAGUGAUUUGAUGCUGUAACCUUUAGUUUGUCAUGAUGGAGGCUGGUACAUCCUUUCUCCUGGAUGAAGUUUGUUGCAAAGCCAAGCUUGAUUAAGAAGCGCUUGGAGAAGAGACAUAGAAAAGCUGCAGUCAUGCUAUCAGUCUGUUUUAAGGCCAGGUGAGUUUUAAAUACUUCUUCCAGUCUUUUUGAAUGUACAUUUGGAAAGGGGAAAAAAAACCUUCAAAUGUUUUAGGCAAAACUAGUUUUUCCUGGGGUAGUCUGUUGUGUAGGUAAGCCUUGCUUCUAGCUUGAGGGAAUCUUGUCUUUGACUAAGUUUUAACUAAGCAGUACAUAGGCUUUUGGGGGGAUUUUUUUUUGUUUUAGAAUUUUAAAUAGUGUGUGAGCAGGUGAGAAAUAUAGCAACCAUCAUUCUUUUAGUAAUUUUUUUACUAAUGUAUUUGUGCUCUAGUGAUAAAAAGUAUAAGUAGUAGAUUAAGAUAUAAGGUCUCUGCUGUUUGGCAGAAUCAUCAUGCUGUUUCUGGAAUCAUCAUCCCUGGAAGUAUUCAAAGGACACUUAGAUGUGGCACUUGAGGACAUGGGUCAGUCGUGAACACAAUGGUGCUGGGUUAACAGUUGGACUCCAUGAUCUUAGAAAUCUUUUCCAGUCUUUGUGGUUUUAUGAUUCCUUAAUUUUUGCCAAGGGUGGAAAUAAAUGCUUAAUACUUAUCUAAGAGAAGCUUCACAGACAACUUAAAUUUUCUCAUGGAAACAGUAGGAAAUGUGGGCAAAUGUAAUUUUUUUUUUAAUCCUGGUAAACCCCAAACAGGUUUUAGAAAUACCUAUGAAAGUAAGUGAUGAUAGCAGAAGAUUUAAAAAAAAAAAAACCACAACCACCCACCAAACCAGUGCAUCCUAAAGCAUGACAAAACUAUAUUUCUUUAGUGCAGAAGGCAGGAGAAGUCACCUGAGACAGGUUUUCAUGUGGCACCUGAUGUAAUACUGUGCUGGUUUAUUAUUCUCUCAGAACAUUACAAAAGGUUAAAGGCAGCAAAAUCAUUCUCUGAGACAGACCUCAGCCCUUUUGUGCCUGUUGCAUGGUUAUGUGCAAACAGCUUACAUGCCAGCAGUGUGGAAGUACAAAGCAGCCAUAAGAUUUAUUUUACUUGACUCCUCUGCUUCUGUCUGGAAAGAAGAAGAGGGAGGUGCAAGUUAUGGUUGCUAGACUAUCCUUUCUGUCAGCUGUUUUCAGACAAUAUGGAUGCAUUCAUGUGUGUAACCAACUUGAGCAGAAUAACGCAGCUGCAGACGGUUAUAUUCUGCCUUAGAGCAGAAAUCCAAGGCUCCACAGUUAGAAUUAGUUUCUGGAUUCUGUUUUCGGAUCCCACCUCCACCUCUUCUUGGGCUGUCAUCUUCCUUGCGAUGAGAAGGCUGAUUACUGUAUCUUAGCAGUUCUAGGCUCUGGUAAAAUGAGUCAAGCUGCUGUUACAAUUCCCAUGAAGCUGUCCAUCAGUGCUGGAUGUAGAGAGCAGAGCCAUUAGAAUUGGCUGGGCAGGUGGUGGAGAAUAGUUGAACACCUGCGGGUAAUAAAACCUGCAUCAGAGCUGCUUCAAGGCAAACAGUAUUUCCUUUUCCAGCAGCCUGACUGAAGAAUCUACAUUUUACAGACAGUAGAGCACACAAAGUAAUGUUUUCAAUUCUUAAUCAAAUACAGUUUUUGUUCAAGAAUAUGCUUUUGUGGGGGAGUUUCAGCCAGAACCUUAGAACACGGAAAUACUACAAGCCAUUUGUCUUACCACCCUGUUUCAUUUGCUUACAAACUUUAGAUGAAUGUAGAAACAAAAUAAUGCUUUAGGAGCCAUGAAUAUAGAAACAAAAUAACACUGUAGGAGGAGCCAUGCCCUUGUAAUAGCUAUCUGGUAAAGAAAUUACAGGGAUGGUCUUCAUAUCAGAUCUCACUCACAUUAGGCUCUAUUCAUAUCAUGUCAGAGAUGAAAAAAGCAGGAAUUAAAUUUAAGUGCCAAUAAUUAGAUGAGAGGAGUCUUGUAGCUAAGCACCUGCAGGAUAAGUAUUUAGACAUGCUUGAUUAGUGGGGAAAAAAAUAUUAAAAGUCCAUUAGCAAAGGAAUAUCUGUCACUGCAUUUUCUCUUAAGAACUGAAAGCUUAAUGCAAUUAAACCCAUUUAAUAUGUUUUUUUUCAGGUACUGUUUAAAUUUCAUGUCCUCUGCUAAUUAUUUUCACAUGUUAUAUUGCUUUACCAAGGUGAGGGAAUGGUUCAAAAUCAGUGUAUCCCUGUUGAGACCAAGCUAGGGUUACAAAAGUAAUUCACGGAAUGAAGUCGUGCAAUGGAUUCAGUUUGGCUGGGUGAAAAAAACAUCCCAUAUUUGCAUUGCUAUAGUCCUUCAUCAUUCACAUUUGAUUUAUCUGGCAUUUGAUACAAGAUACAAGCAUGACAAUUUGCCUCAAGCUGCUACAAUGUUUACAGAAGAGAGAUCAUCCAAGAUAGUAAGUGCAAUUACUUCUCCAAGAGUUGAAUUUGUGGUUCAGAAUACAAGAAAGGCUUACAGGUUGAACAUUUAUUUCGGGUUUGUAAGAUGAAACCUUAUGCUUUGUAUGUUUAGCACCCUAGACUAAAGCAUGAAAUACACAGCUUUUAGUUAUACUACUUCUUACAAAUCCCUUCUCCUAGUGAACUGUCUACAAUCACAGUGUGUUCAUUGACAGCUGUUUUCAUUUUGUAAUUACAUUUGUGUUAUGACCCAUCCUUGAAGGUGAGGUAACUGAGGUUCUUGUUAAUAAUCCAACCCUUGGGGGUUGGAUUACAGUAAAAUGACACUAAAUGACCAGUGUUUAUAAAUAUAAAUAAAUAAAUAAACAUGCCAGGUUUCUUUCAGAACAAUUUGGUUGCAAAGGAUAGGAGGUAUAUAGGUUUGAUUAUUAUCUGUAGAAAUAUAACAAUACAGAUGCAUAAAAAUAACAUGUAAGAAAAUGUAUAAAGAAAAGAGAGAAAGGAUAGGUGAAAGGCCUCAGAAAUUAGUUUGAGGGCACUUUGGGGGUAUCUGUGGUUUAUGACACCUUCUAAGACAUGGCAGCAUAUUUUAUGCCCUGUCUUGAGGGAUGAACACCUUCAGGCCUAUGUGUGAAUGUCCUAUACCUCCCCAGCUAUUCCACUUCCAAAGGGUCUUUUUAUUGGCCUUGUCCCUUAUCUGUCUCAAACCCCAGCUGUAGCCCCCUCUGCACCUGGGCUGUGAGAUGCACAUCCAGCAAGAGCACCCAAGUGGCUGAUUGUUUGAGUCAUUGUCCAUUAACGUUCCAGUCUAACAGCUUGACAAAUUCCUUCCAGACUAGCUGUUCAGCUACUGAAGGGUUUUGGCGCAGAGGGGAGAGAAACAAUUAAAAGGGUCUAAGAUUUGGCAUUGUAAGGGUCAAACCCACCAGAUGCUCCAGCAAGUGGGAUUUUAGGAUGAACAUAUUUUGCUGUAACAAGUCUUUGUCUUUGCCUCUUUGUCUCUUGAUUACUUUCCACAGGAGCUAAGAAAAUGUUAUGUUGAAUUUCCAGACUUCUGGAAACCUGUUCUGAGAAGGUGAGUGCAGAUUUGCAUGACUGGAAUGGUAUCUUUUGCUCCUCUCUUUGGAGGGCACAUUCUUUUUCUUAUUAUUAAUGUGACUACUCAGUGAAACUUUCUCUAUAUUCUUACUGGUUAAAUCUGCUGGUCAUGGGUAUGGCUCUAAUUUAAGUUCUUUUGCCAGCAUCCAAGAAGACUCUGUAUGUGUGGAUUCCUUUCUCGAUUAAAUAGUGUUAUUUUAAAAACAAACAUUAAACUUUUAUGAAAUUA
Molecule: messenger RNA, 14874 nt
Organism: Taeniopygia guttata (zebra finch)
Lineage: Eukaryota; Metazoa; Chordata; Aves; Passeriformes; Estrildidae
Gene: ZNF318
Product: zinc finger protein 318
Biological process (GO): positive regulation of DNA-templated transcription; negative regulation of DNA-templated transcription
Cellular component (GO): nucleoplasm
Molecular function (GO): nucleic acid binding; zinc ion binding
Source: RefSeq, a predicted model, not a curated record